Messenger RNA from Rhipicephalus sanguineus (brown dog tick), 745 nucleotides. RefSeq lists its product as uncharacterized. The transcript is spliced from 4 exons. Bases 1 to 714 code for a protein of 237 amino acids. Lineage: Eukaryota; Metazoa; Arthropoda; Arachnida; Ixodida; Ixodidae. The record is from RefSeq and is a predicted model, not a curated record.
AUGUUGGGUAGAUCUACCAGGGCAGUGUCAGCUUCCACUCACUUGGUGAAGCUGUCAACAGCCACAAGCUGCUCAACUCCCCAGGCACGAUGGAAAGGACUGAGGGACACAUUCACAAGAAAGCACAGAGCUUGGAAGGCUCGAUGUCCGAGCGGCUCAGAGGCAGAUGACUGCAAGGAAAUGCGCUGGCCAUAUUUUCGAUCACUAAUGUUUCUAAAGGAUGAAGCUAAGGUCGGAAGCACAAUAAGCAACACCAAAACAUGUGCAUCUGAAAAGAGCCCUACAUCGUCAAUUGUCCUGGGAACCUACGAUGAAAACGACGACUUGUCGCAGGAGAUGGAAGCACAAUAUGCCGCAUCAGAAUCCAACAACACGUUGCUCCAAGAACCCUCCAGCAUUGUGGUGGAUGAUGGAGUGCAUUUGCAUUCCAGCUCUAUUCCAUUCGAUGUUGUGUCGUGGGUGUCCAGCCAGGAUGCUGCACUGACUGCAAAUUCAUCCAUAUCGCCAUCGAAGAAGCGUGCCUCACCAAAGAAAAAAAGCCUGGUUGAUAUGGAAAUCGAGAAGGUUGACCAACAGAUCAAUACAUGUGACGAUGAGUGCACACUUUUUGGACAGAUCGUGGGUAAAAAAAUUAGCUUGUGUCCUAAACUUAGACGCACUGCACUCAUGAUAGAGCUUUUGCAAACACUGGAGCGAUAUGAAGGUGCGGAGUGAAAAGUCUUUUGUGAAGCUCUUCUCGAAGUGU